Molecule: messenger RNA, 2115 nt
Organism: Ipomoea nil (Japanese morning glory)
Lineage: Eukaryota; Viridiplantae; Streptophyta; Magnoliopsida; Solanales; Convolvulaceae
Exons: 4
Coding region: 1-2115 (704 amino acids)
Source: RefSeq, a predicted model, not a curated record
AUGGCGGACCCCGUAAAAAACAUCAUCAUUAAGCUUGGAAGCAAGGUACACCCUCCGGCGGCAGCCCUCAAACACAUUCAGACACUUCUACAGUUGUCUAUGAAGAAGAAGCUCAAGCUUGAUCCUCUGCUUCGCGACGAGAUUCUGGUGACUGUUAUGACCAACUACCCGGAAUUUUAUGCUGAAUGGUCGGCAGAUGAUGUAACUGAACUUCUUGUGUUGGUCGCCAAAGCCAGUGAUGACGUCUCUCCAGUGUUUAUUCCAGAACCCUUCGAUGGAAAUCGGGUCGGGGCAUUCCUUCAAUUUUUUGCUCAACGUGCCCUACAAUCUGUUGAAGAAGCUCGACGACAAGAGGAGUCCCAAGCUCUGUAUCUUGAAGCUGCUCAGAGAGAAGCAACACACAGACAGGAGAUUCUUCGACAACGGGUAUAUGAUUCUGAAAGCCCUAUUGAAAUUUCUCCUGAUAGACCUGUUGAUUCUUCUAUUCCAUCGUCUGUGUCUGUUUUGCCUGAAAAUCAAUCUUCUUUGGGUUCUGAGAAGUCCCCUGUGAAUGUUGAUCCUUUAUCUUUGCCUGUGACUAAUUUUGCUGAAUCUUGUCUUGCUGUUGAUCCUCCUGCCUUACCUGCAAUUGUUAAAACUGUUGAUUUAUCAAGUCCCCACAAGUCUGAGAAAAUAGGUGGAGUUCCUAUUUACACUGCAACAUCUUUGGGAGAAAGCCUGGAACAUGUGCGACAUUUUGAUGGGUUACCAUCUGCUUCGAUCCCUCAACCUUAUCGAGUGAUACACCCUUCAGAAUCCUCCAGUGAAGAUGAUAAGAUUCUGGCUGAGGUGUAUGUAUCCCAAGCACCUUCUUCUGCUGCCCCUACUGUUGAGGGAACUGCUCAUCCCGAUUCCACGAAUUUCAGAAUUCGAGAGAUAUCAAAUAUUGUUGGGAGCUCAUCUGCAAAUGUCUCUGAUUCUAGCCACUCGGUGACUCCUGUUCAGCCCCCAUCCAGAGAAACAAGACGGACAAAAAGGAAGAAUGUUCCAACGAAGGUUGUUGUUGAUACCAGUGCUGAUAAUGUUGAUGUAUCAGCCUGUGAAGAAGAAAGUCGACUGAGACUGCUAAUCCUGAAGGAGACCCACCUAUCCACCAAGUUUUCAAGACUCUACGUUCCUCUGUUAAGCAACAAGGCACUACUGCUGCUCAAGCUUCUUCUGCACCAACCCCCUCUGUCAGAAAAGUUUGUAUCUCCUACUGCACAAACAAAAUGGGCCACUAUGGUCAGAAAAGAGCUGAUUGUUCAAAGAACUGUGGAUAAGAAUCAACUGAACUCCGUUUGCGACAUCCUGCCCUUGCUGAAUGAAGUUGGUCUUUUGAAAACUGUUACAGAUGUUUGCCCUUACUCCAAGCUGCUCACAUAUGAGUUCUAUUGCAAUCUCAGUGAUGAGAUUGACAGUCUCACAGGGCCACGACCGAUGCAAAUCUUCAUCAGAGGGAAGUGGUAUGAUUUUGGGCCAGCUGUGAUAAAUAAAUACUAUGGCUUACCUACAGUGCAAGAAGAAGCUAUUACUGAAUGGGAUGUGGUGGCCAAAACUCUUACUGGUGGACAUACUACAUCUUGGCCUACAGGAGAUAAGGACUAUUUGCUGAGUUCGCAUCUCACGUCUAGAUAUGUCAUCCUACAUCGCCUGGCUCUACACAACUGGCUUCCAUCAGCGCAUUUCAACACGAAGGUAAGACUACCGUUUUCAAAUCAGAUUUUUGGCAUCCUUACCUCUCAGGGUCUUAAGCCUAUGCCCAGCGAAGUGAUCAGUCCGACGCUGCUUUACACUGUUGAUAAACGUCUUCUUUCUGGAGAUCAUAUUAAUGAUGUCGUUCCUGUGACUGCCCCAUCCAAUUCGGAACCUGAUGCUGUGAAUGAUGAGUCUCCACAUGCUAAAGAUGAGAGGCUUUCCGAACAAUUGAAGGCGAGAGUUGCUGAUCUUGAGACGGUGCACGGUAUCAUUGCCAAGCAACUGACUGGUGCGCGCACUGAGCUAGCUACUGUUCUUCUCUGCAUGAGCCUGUCUGAUACUGCUGCUGCUGCUGAGGAUCCCGUGAAGUCUGACUGUGACUCUCCCUCAAAUGUUUAA